AAUUUAUCACGUUAUAAAAGAAACUAGACACCAAUGCCAAACUUGUUGUCUUCACGUAAGUACAGAAUCAAGUUCCAAAGAGAGAGAGAAGACAGACAAACAAAUCUACAAAGGCGACUAAAGAAAUCUGAAAAGUCUCUGACUCAACCAGAAGGUUUGGUCAAAGAAGAAGAUGAACUCUCGCGCCAUCUACUCCGUCAUCGCGCUCCUCGCCAUUGUAAUCUCAUCCGUCGACGCAAGCGGCUUCAGUUUCGGACACUCGCUUGAUUUCGUACGGACCGGAUCCUCUUCGCUCUUCUCUGGAUGCGAAGGAUCGAUCGCUGAGUGCAUCGCCGAGGAAGAGGAGAUGGAGUUCGAUUCCGAUAUCAGCAGGCGCAUUUUAGCGCAGAAGAAGUACGUUAGCUACGGUGCGAUGAGGAAGAACAGUGUGCCUUGCUCACGCCGCGGAGCUUCGUAUUACAACUGCCAGCGUGGCGCUCAGGCGAAUCCUUACCGCCGUGGAUGCAGCACCAUCACGAGAUGCAGGCGUUGAUUGAAGAAGAACAUAACUUAAAUUCCUAUUUUGCCCUUGUAUGCUUCUUUUUUUUCUUUUUUUUGUUUGUUUAUUUCCGGGAUAUACGGGUUUGAUUUACACAUUGAAAACAAGUUAUUUUUCUGGUUGUUCAUAUACAGUAAAUACAUAUUUCA
This is a messenger RNA of Brassica napus (rape), 687 nucleotides long. RefSeq names its product protein RALF-like 22. NCBI's taxonomy places the organism in Eukaryota, Viridiplantae, Streptophyta, Magnoliopsida, Brassicales, Brassicaceae. The transcript has a single exon. Bases 173 to 532 code for a protein of 119 amino acids. The record is from RefSeq and is a predicted model, not a curated record.